Molecule: messenger RNA, 1383 nt
Organism: Aspergillus melleus
Lineage: Eukaryota; Fungi; Ascomycota; Eurotiomycetes; Eurotiales; Aspergillaceae
Gene: cbhC
Product: putative cellobiohydrolase
Exons: 8
Coding region: 1-1383 (460 amino acids)
Biological process (GO): cellulose catabolic process
Cellular component (GO): extracellular region
Molecular function (GO): cellulose binding; hydrolase activity, hydrolyzing O-glycosyl compounds
Source: RefSeq, a predicted model, not a curated record
AUGCGGUACACUUCGAGUCUUGCAUUACAGGUGUUGCUCUCCGCUGCAGCCGUCCAGGCUCAGCAGACUCUUUGGGGUCAAUGUGGCGGAGCUGAUUGGUCUGGACCCACGAGCUGCGUCGCAGGUGCAGCGUGCAGCACCCAAAACCCCUACUAUGCUCAGUGUGUGCCUGCAACUGCAACUACCUCGACUACCUUGACUACCUCGACCACUCUGAGCACCACGACUCGGGUUACUACUACCACCGCAGGAGGAUCAACCACGACGAGAACUACCACCUCGGCCACCAUCACGUCUGCGCCAUCUUGUAACCCGUUCAGCGGAUACCAGCUCUACGCAAACUCCUACUAUGCCUCGGAGGUGCAGAGCCUGGCUAUCCCUUCUCUGACAGGCUCUUUGGUCGCAAAGGCUAGUGCUGUGGCAAAGGUGCCGUCGUUCGUAUGGCUCGACACGGCUGCCAAGGUUCCCUCCAUGGGUACUCACCUGGCGGACAUAAAGUCGAAGAACGCCGCCGGCACCAGUCCCCCGAUCGCAGGUAUCUUCGUGGUUUACGAUCUCCCGGACCGGGACUGUGCCGCUUUGGCCAGUAAUGGCGAGUACGCAAUCGACAAGAACGGCGUCGCGAACUAUAAGGCAUAUAUCGAUUCUAUCCGGGCCCAGCUGCUGAAAUAUUCUGAUGUGCAUACCAUUCUUGUCAUCGAACCUGACAGUCUGGCCAACCUCGUAACAAACCUGGACGUGCCUAAAUGCGCGAACGCCAAGUCCGCCUAUCUCGAAUGUGUCGACUACGCGUUGGAGCAGCUGAACCUGCCCAAUGUAGCAAUGUAUCUGGACGCGGGACACGCGGGAUGGCUCGGCUGGCCCGCCAACAUCAGUCCGGCCGCGCAGCUCUACGCAUCGGUGUACAAGGACGCCGGGUCCCCCGCCGCACUGCGUGGCCUGGCUACUAACGUCGCUAACUACAAUGCCUGGUCCAUCGGCACUUGCCCUUCAUACACGCAGGGGAACUCAGUUUGCGACGAGAAGAAAUUCAUUAAUGCGAUUGCUCCGCUUUUGCAGAAUGCUGGCUUCCCGGCUCAUUUUAUCAUUGAUACUUCCCGCAACGGCGUCCAACCCACCAAACAAAACGCCUGGGGAGACUGGUGCAACGUUAUCGGCACGGGCUUCGGCGAGCGAUUCACCACCAACACGGGCGACUCUCUCGCCGACGCCUUUGUCUGGAUCAAGCCGGGUGGCGAGAGUGACGGGACGUCUGAUAGCUCCGCGACUCGGUAUGAUGCGCAUUGCGGAUACAGUGAUUCUUUGAAGCCGGCGCCUGAGGCGGGGACUUGGUUCCAGGCGUAUUUCGAGCAGUUGUUGGUUAAUGCGAAUCCGUCUUUCUAA